AUGCACAAACAAAAUGUGCCGACGCCGUAAAACCAAAGAAGAAGAGAUCUAAUCCCAUGACAGAGGCAUGGCCUCCACCCUGAAAAAAAAUGUUUUCCAGUGUCUGGUAGAUAUUUCACUGACAUGCUGAAAAAAUCUGGGCAACACCCUAUUACCAAACCUACACAUCCUGUACAGGCUUGCCACUCAUUCUUCCUGCUCUUGCAUCGCAACAAAAUGGCGACGGGUGGUUUAUCUCUGGAGCAUUUUAUCUGCUCUGUCUGUUUCCCUGUAGACACAACUUCUGCCAGGGAUGCGUACAGGCCUACUGGAACAAAGGGGAGUGCAGCUGCCCUCUGUGUAUGAGACAGUUCGUUCAGAGACCUGAGUUGGCCAUGAACCAUGUUCUAGACACCCUGUCCAACACUCUCAGACUGGAGGAGCCACAUCCUGAACCAGCGAAAAUCUCCAUUACUCCCAGGAAAAUGGCAGGGAAGUUUACAGCUAUAGCUGAAGAUCUGGCCCAGCCAAGAGAUGUGAACAUAUUAUGUGAUAAACAUGGUCAACCUCUGUCUCUGUUCUGCCUGGAUGAUAAGGCUCUGGUCUGUGCUCAAUGUGUCUCUCUGGGUCAUAAGACCCACAAAACCACACCUGCAGAGGAACAGAUCUCCCAAAUCAAGCAGAGACUGCUAAAAGAGCUGCUUGCUAGAAAGAACAAUGUGUGCACCGUAAAGACUGAGAUCCUCAAAGCAAAGAACACCAUGGAGUCAUUCAAGAUGAGCCUGUCUGCCGUCCUGUACCUUUGCUCCUCUCUGGAUUACUGACCUCUGCCUGACCUGACCCUCAGACUGUCUGCCGUCCUGUACCUGCCUGCCGUCCUGUA
Messenger RNA from Salmo salar (Atlantic salmon), 862 nucleotides. Its product is annotated as tripartite motif-containing protein 72. Gene Ontology annotation, molecular function: zinc ion binding. NCBI's taxonomy places the organism in Eukaryota, Metazoa, Chordata, Actinopteri, Salmoniformes, Salmonidae. The record is from RefSeq and is a predicted model, not a curated record.